Molecule: messenger RNA, 1361 nt
Organism: Megalops cyprinoides (Indo-Pacific tarpon)
Lineage: Eukaryota; Metazoa; Chordata; Actinopteri; Elopiformes; Megalopidae
Gene: grem2b
Product: gremlin 2, DAN family BMP antagonist b
Exons: 2
Coding region: 224-724 (166 amino acids)
Biological process (GO): animal organ morphogenesis
Molecular function (GO): BMP binding; receptor ligand activity
Source: RefSeq, a predicted model, not a curated record
CUGUGAUAACAUCCACAUGCUGGUGACGGAGAGGAGCCAGAAGUGAGACUUCAAACGCAGCGCGGAGACGCCGAGACACCUGAGCCUCGUCCGCUCCUUCACUUGAUGGGCAUCGGCGCUGCUUCUUCCCCAGGACCCUGCACACCCGACUCUCUCCCCUGACCACUGCUGGAAUACCCCGCUGCCAACACCUCCACCACUCCGGGACACUCUGGACAAGAGGAUGUACUGGAGGUUUGUUCUGUCUGUCCUGCUGGCAGGCGUACUGUGUGGGGUCGUGGAGUCCAGGAAGAACCGGCCGCAGGGGUCCAUCCCCUCGCCCUACAAGGGCCAUGACAACACCUCGGACCGGCGGACGCGCAAGCAGGAGGUGCUGGCGUCCAGCCAGGAGGCGCUGGUGGUGACGGAGCGCAAGUACCUGAAGAGCGACUGGUGCAAGACGCAGCCGCUGCGGCAGACGGUGAGCGAGGAGGGCUGCCGGAGCCGCACGGUCAUCAACCGCUUCUGCUACGGCCAGUGCAACUCCUUCUACAUCCCGCGGCACGUGCGCAAGGAGCAGGAGUCCUUCCAGUCCUGCGCCUUCUGCCGGCCGCACAAGUUCACCACGCUCACCGUGGAGCUGGACUGCCCCGACCUGCAGCCCGCCUUCCGGCACCGCAAGAUCCAGCGGGUCAAGCAGUGCCGCUGCAUAUCGGUCAACGUAAGCGAGUCCGGCAAGCAGUGAGCCCGCACCGUCCCGCCUGGGGGGGCGUGGGGGGACGGGGAAACCCCCCACCACGGCCCCAUGCCCCCACGGCACCAUGGGCUGCUUCACUUCUUAUUUCUUCUUAAAGGAGAGCUCUUACGGGACUUGGUUGUAUAAACGGGGACUGAUGAGUAUGUUGCCGACGACAAGAGACAGUGAAUCCGAGCCAAAAGUGUCCGGGGGCGGGGGGGAGAGAGAGACAGUCAGACAGGGACAGUCAAUCCAUAUGCACUGAGCUGAAUGAGAUUAUUGAUGGGUGGCAAAAGAAAAAUCACACGGAAUGACCCAUCUGCAGACUCUGCUGGCCGCCACCAUAUCCAUCCCCUGCUCACAUCAGUAUAUGAACAGGCUUGUGCCUCGGCUGUGCACGCCCUGCAAAUUUAAACUCCGUCCCCACCUUGCCCAACCCGCGGAGCACCAGCCCUGUGAAGACGAACUCUGUAGGGCUGGAGGACUGCCGUUGGAGUGGGCAGGCGUGCCUUUUGCUCUCGCUCCCAACCCCCACAAUCGAAGCCACCAUUUUAUAGCGUGAGGCUGGAGGCCCGAUACAAGAGCGGUGCCGAACUGAUAGCACCUAAUGAGUCUGAUGGCGAUAAGAGUGUGCCCCCCCCCCCCC